Podospora pseudopauciseta is the source of this 1376-nucleotide messenger RNA. RefSeq lists its product as uncharacterized. The transcript has a single exon. The record is from RefSeq and is a predicted model, not a curated record. NCBI's taxonomy places the organism in Eukaryota, Fungi, Ascomycota, Sordariomycetes, Sordariales, Podosporaceae. Bases 1068 to 1376 code for a protein of 102 amino acids.
GUAUGUAACCCCCAGCCUGGAGCGAGUCAAAUUGUUUUUCUUGCAGGAGUAAACAUUGGAGAGUACACGUAUUUGGGGAUCGUUUCUUCAUUUCCAUUACCCGCCACGGUAGAUUACCUAGAUUCCCGGUUACACUACACGUGGAGAGUCUGAGGUACCACGGAUCGUUUGCUUCAAGAAUACAGCGCCGUGCCCGCAACCAAGACAAGAAAAUCACAAAGGAUGGCAGACUCCGACUUGGCCAGGCCCUCCCCCAAGACUGCGGCUGCCAGGGACGUGGUUCUUUGGAGGCUCAAUUCUGGAUUCCGGACAAUGGAUCAAAGUGGACAGCCCUGCCCGUCCGUGCCCGCUGCCCAGCUCUUUUUCAAGCCCCCCAGUCAUAGCCGUCCUGGGAGGGGUUUUGAUUCUGGCCAGCGACCACCUGGCCAUUUGUUUCUCGAUGGAUUUGCUCGCGGGAAUAGCAUUUCAGAAGGGGGAAUGACCAUAGAGAUCUUCACCGCAGAUCCCGGCAUUUGAUACGGCUAUAAUAACCACCAUGCUACCAUCGUGAACGAAACGCUCUCUCAACAGUCAAAAAUGCUACCCCUCCAUUUCAACGCUCAGCUGCCCAGCUGGCCCCCCUCCUCCGUCCCCCAAAGUCGAGCUCCCCCGGUCCCUGCCGCAGCACGCGCUUGUCGCACCAGCCUCUGCCUCGGCCCUCACAAGACAUGUCAAACCUGGCCUGGCGUGGUGGGACUUUGAGACCUUGCUCAGAAUUACAGCACACUUGCUUUCCCAGAACAGGAUUCACCAUCUGCAAGUCGACAGGAAGAUCUUGUCCAUCUUUGGAGGGUCGCUUAUGGCGCACGAAAUCAGUCCAAUCGUGGAAGCGAUGCCAUGGAAAUUGUCCCUGAAUUGCUCCUCUCAGCAACAGCUGAAGCCUGGAAGAGGGAGCCAUCUACUUAUUCUAUCUAAACCCAUAUCGAGAGAUGGGACUAAUGACGUAUGUAGGGUUCACUGCAGGAAUAGACAACUUCUAGACUGUGGUUUCUCAACAGCCGCUGCCGCGACGUGCAUCUGCUUGUUUGAUGGUGCAUUUUGAGCUUUUUAUGAAUGAACAAUGCAAAAAAAAAAAAAAAAAAAAAAAAAAAAAAAGUCUUUCGUCUCCGGGGAGUCUUUUGUUUUCGCUCAUUAUUAUUUUGUCCGCCGGGAACCAACUCCAGCCUUUCCCAACUUUUGGAGCGCCAAACCGGUCCACUGGAAAACGGAGAUUGACGGCAGCUUUUUGUUCCCUUGCUGCCGCCCACGCGAUAUAUUUUUCCAAAUAUAGCACAGCGGUGUCUCUGGGGAGUUCGUCAUCCUUUUUGCCCCCCUUCAUCACUUUGUUAUGUGAAUGA